This is a messenger RNA of Cuscuta epithymum, 598 nucleotides long. Lineage: Eukaryota; Viridiplantae; Streptophyta; Magnoliopsida; Solanales; Convolvulaceae. The record is from the annotation of a GenBank genome assembly.
CCCGAUUCAGGUUCAUCUGCAGUGGAUACUGCUGCUCCUAGACCUAUUUCAGUUCGUACUCGAGCAGUUAGACCUUCCAAUUCUUCAACUCAAACAACUGGAUUUGGAGUAUUUAUGGAUCUCAACACUGGAAUGCAAACACUCAAUCCAGGUAUGUCAAGUGAAAUUGUCAUAUCACUAGGGUCAGCCCUAUUGGAGCCAACAAUAUGUGAUGAUCCUGAUGCGGAAACAAGGUUUCCAAUCCCUAAUGAAAAGGCUUUGAGGAAGAAAAAAGCCAAACAACCAACUGGGGCGCCUUUCCAAUCACCAUUUCAGGCUCCAAGAAUGCAAUUUAGGGAAAGACCUUCACUAAUUGGAAAGCAUUUACAACAACACAGAGACAAGAAAGUUGCACAGUUGAUGAAUAGUCCUAAGAUCUAGAUUGAAUAGUUUAGAGUUGAAGUACUAUGUAAUCUUAUUUUGCAUAUGGGAUCAAAACUCCUUUUGGCCAUUGCUUUUGCUAUGUUUUUUUGUUAGGGUCCCGUUGUUAUGCCAUCAACUUAGUAUAUUGAAGUUAUUGUAUUCAUUUUCUGCUACUUCCACCCUUUUCUCUUCAAAA